Letharia columbiana is the source of this 1116-nucleotide messenger RNA. RefSeq lists its product as uncharacterized. The coding region runs from base 1 to 1116 and encodes 371 amino acids. The transcript has 4 exons. Gene Ontology annotation, molecular function: hydrolase activity, hydrolyzing O-glycosyl compounds. Lineage: Eukaryota; Fungi; Ascomycota; Lecanoromycetes; Lecanorales; Parmeliaceae. Gene Ontology annotation, biological process: glucan catabolic process. The record is from RefSeq and is a predicted model, not a curated record.
AUGUACUGCUCCACCUUUGUAGUUCAAGCAAUCCUGCUUGAACUCUGCGCUGCCGGCUAUGUUCUGGAAACGAGCUACACGUCAGCAAAUUGGUUUGAUCAAUUUAGCUUCUUCACUUCGGGCGACCCUACUGCUGGCUACGUGAAUUACGUCGAUCAGUCAACAGCAACCAACAAUGGCUACAUAAACACCAGCAACGGGCUUGUCUACAUGGGUGUCGAUAGCACUAAUGUUGCUACCGGUAGCGGCCGAGAUAGCGUACGUAUCACGAGUAACGCAGCCUACAACUACGGCUUGUUUGCCCUCGAUGUCUCCCACAUGCCGGGCGGAAUUUGCGGCACAUGGCCCGCCUUCUGGAUGGUCGGUCCAAAUUGGCCUAACGACGGCGAAAUUGACAUCAUCGAAGGCGUCAACGACAACGCAAAUAAUGCUAUGACCCUGCAUACCUCGGACGGGUGCUCCAUCACAGAUGGCACCUUCACCGGUACUUUGACAACCUCGAAUUGCUACGUCUACGCCCCCGAUCAAUCAAACAAUGCCGGCUGCGAUAUUCAAAACCAGAACACGCAAUCUUACGGUAACAACUUCAACUCAAACGGAGGUGGUGUCAUUGCCAUGGAGUGGACCAGUAGCGACAUCAACAUCUGGUUCUUCCCACGCGGCACAACGCCCUCAGACCUCGAAGCAGGGACCCCCGACCCAGCGUCUUGGAAAGAGCCGGUCGCGCAGUAUCAGGGAGACUGCGACAUUCCAAACCAUUUUGCGGAUAUGCAAAUUGUCUUCAACACAGACUUCUGCGGCGACUGGGCCGGAGCUGUUUGGGGCACUAGCUCCUAUUGCUCCUCCCUCGCCGACACCUGCAACGAUUAUGUGCAGAACAACCCGUCUGCUUUCGCAAACGCUUUCUGGCUGAUCAACAGCCUGGAUGUCUAUCAGUCUGAUGGCGAUGUUGUAGCUGUAAGCCAUGUUGCUGUCAGUCCUGCUGGGCAUCAGAGGAAUGAGACGGCGCCGUUGUUGAGCACGCCGCUUGCUAUGGGUGGUGGGUUGCCCAACCCGCCUGGAAAAAGGGCAAUGAGAAGGGGAAGGAGUAUGAUGGGUGGGAACGGCAUCAAGUGA